Molecule: messenger RNA, 854 nt
Organism: Pecten maximus
Lineage: Eukaryota; Metazoa; Mollusca; Bivalvia; Pectinida; Pectinidae
Product: protein C9orf135-like
Exons: 5
Coding region: 29-673 (214 amino acids)
Cellular component (GO): plasma membrane
Source: RefSeq, a predicted model, not a curated record
GCUACUUCCGCUGUCAAUGUAAAUAAUCAUGGCGGAGGUACCAGAUUAUUACGAGCGGAAAGGGUCACUUUUCUUACGCUCUGAUCAUAUGAACUAUGGAAGGGCUACCUUAAAUUCAAACUGGCAUCAAGCUAGAGAAGCAGAACCCAAAAAUUAUGACAUCAGUCGGAACUCAGAAAGAAAUCUCUGUAAAGCCACAUAUGAUAAAAUAGGAAAUGUAACAGAUGGUUCAUUACCAAAGACAACCUACCAGGACCAUGCAGAGCAAACAUAUCUCAAGGAAGACUUCAAGGAACAGGAAGUGAGAAAGUCUAUGAUAACCCUCGACACUGUCAAUCAUGCUAAUCUGGACCGAGAUGUAGGCUACCCCAAAAGGGGAUAUGGGUCUGUGCUGCCCCGCCACAAUCCAGACUAUAACAAGCACCAUCUAGAAACCACACACAGAGCCGACUACAAACUGCCCAACCCAGACUACCAAACAGUGCCGGAGAGGCCACCAGACUUUCCAGAUCUGUCUGCUGCGUUCAGAAAAUGCCACUCACAGUUCACAGAUACGGCCGAUUUCCGGCGCCCUGGUCGCAAUACAUGGCAGGAUGAGAGUGGCAUCUAUGCUAAUACUCAUUAUAAGCAGGAAGUGAUGAAAUCGUCCAAUCCGAUUCCAGAGAGUGUGUAGUAAUAAAACUAGUAUAGUGAACAAGGAACCAAGGGCGAGAAUAUGAGGGAAAUUUUAUCACAACAUAUAUUGAAAUGGAUGUAACAAUGAAAGAUGAAAAUAAUGGACAGCCUCUAGGUUUGUACAGUAAUAACAGUUAAAGGCUUACCCAUGUAUAGAUACACGGAAAUGAGACUGUAGG